This is a messenger RNA of Lactuca sativa (garden lettuce), 1023 nucleotides long. NCBI's taxonomy places the organism in Eukaryota, Viridiplantae, Streptophyta, Magnoliopsida, Asterales, Asteraceae. The record is from RefSeq and is a predicted model, not a curated record.
AUGGAGUCACAAGGCAAACUACCAUCUCAAACGGAGAAGAACCCGAAACACAAUGCUGGUGCCAUUACUUUAAAAGGUGGGAAAAGCUAUGAAGGUCCAAAGAUGCCAGAUGAAGAAGAGGAAGAGAAAGAGAUAGAGGUGGAAGAAGCUAUCAAAGAAAAGGAAAGGAAAAGUACUCCCAAGUCAAAGGAUCCCAUAGAGACCGAAGUGAAAGUCACACCAACUCCAUUUCCUUCAAGGUUAGCAAGCACCAAAAGAGAGCGGGAAGAUGAUGAAAUCAUGGCCAUGUUUCAAAAGGUUGAAAUCAAUAUCCCUCUUUUAGAUGCUAUUACACAGAUUCCUAGAUAUGCUAAGUUCCUCAAGGAACUUUGCACAUCUAAGAAAAAACUUAAAGGGAAUCAAACUGUGAAAGUUGGUGAAAAUGUCUCAGCCGUGUUACAAAAGUGGCUACCAAAAAAAUGCAAGGAUCCGGAUGUUUUCACGGUUCCUUGUAAAAUGGGUAACCUUUUUGUACCACGUGCCAUGCUUGAUCUUGGAGAAUCAAUCAAUGUUUUACCAUAUUCAAGCAAUAAGACAAUGGGAAUUGGUCCUUUAUCAAAAACCGGAGUUAUCAUUCAACUUGUCGACCGGUCUUUAGUACACCCGAAAGGUGUAUUGGAGGACGUGUUAGUGCAAGUUAAUGAACUUGUAUUUCCCGCUGACUUUUAUGUUUUGGAUAUGGGUGAUGAAAACACCCCACAGUCAAACUCCAUCCUUUUGGGGAGACCUUUUAUGAGUACCACAAAAACAAAAAUAGAUGUAGCCAAUGGUACUUUGUCUAUGGAGUUCGAUGGUGAGGUGAUUAACUUUAAUAUCUUUGAAGCCAUGUGUUAUCCUAGUGAUAUUCAUUCUUUAAACUUCAUAGAUGUUAUUGAUACAUGUACUAAUGAUUGCUUUGAGAUGUCAAGCCAAGAUGUGCUAACCACCAUCUUGAGCAAACACUUUGAUGAGACAGGGAUCAAGAAUUUGGCUGACAAGUACUGA